AUGGGAGGAGUCACCGUUCGCGAUGUCGAUGCGCAAACAUUCAUCAACGCCUAUGCCGACUUCUUGAAGCGUCAAGGCAAGCUGCAAAUCCCUGGCUGGGUCGACACAGUCAAGACCUCACACUCCAACGAGCUCCCACCUCAAUCACCCGACUGGUUCUACGUCCGCGCCGCUGCUGUGGCCCGACAUGUCUAUCUCCGCAAAUCAGUCGGUGUUGGUCGUUUACGAAAGGUUCACGGUAGCACAAAGAACCGCGGUUCGAAGCCAAUGCACCACGUGGAUGCUUCCGGUUCAGUAGAUCGCAAGGUUUUGCAGGCUCUUGAGAAGCUGGGCAUUGUUGAGAAGAUUGAGGAGGACGAGGACACUACUGGCAAGGGCGGUCGGAGAAUCACACAGUCAGGUGCCCGAGAUCUGGAUCGUAUUGCUCAGACUGCUGUCGAGGGCGACGACGAGGAUGACGAGUAG
Cyphellophora attinorum is the source of this 465-nucleotide messenger RNA. Its product is annotated as 40S ribosomal protein S19. Lineage: Eukaryota; Fungi; Ascomycota; Eurotiomycetes; Chaetothyriales; Cyphellophoraceae. Gene Ontology annotation, molecular function: structural constituent of ribosome; RNA binding. The record is from RefSeq and is a predicted model, not a curated record. Gene Ontology annotation, biological process: ribosomal small subunit assembly; translation. The transcript is spliced from 3 exons. Gene Ontology annotation, cellular component: cytosolic small ribosomal subunit; ribosome. Bases 1 to 465 code for a protein of 154 amino acids.